CUUAUUGUAAAAUGUUAUAAGGGGGAAAAAAAAACGUAUGUUUAGGCUUAUAAUAUAUAUUCAUUUAAAUGCAUAUUUGUAUGAAGAAUUGUAUCGAAAUCUCCUGCCAAAAAUUAUGGUUGCCAUGGUACAUUUUUGUAAAGAAUCGUGUAGUUAAUUUAGUAGAGGACUGUAGUUCAUUUAUGGGCGUGGCCAUCAUUACUGCACCAAAAGCAAUGCAGCUUGAGACGUUAUUGGGCUCAGCAGGUCGCAAUCAUCAUUAUCAAUACUUAAAUGGCCACAGGACUCCUCACUUUGCUGCAGUUUCAAGUUGUGUGGGAUGAACAGUGUCUUACAAAUUUCCUUUUUUUUUUCUUUUCUGGAGAUCCUUGUAACUGAACUGUUUACAAAAUGGCAAAAGAAAGAAUCCACGUUAACCUAGUCAUAAAUGGUCAUGUGGACAGUGGCAAGUCCACGAACACUGGUCACUUCAUCUACGAAUGUGGAGGGAUGGACCAUAGAACACUUGAAGUAUGAGAAGGCUGCAUCCCAGGUUAGAUCAAGUUUUACUUUAUUUCUAAUGUUCAAGUGGUAGUUUGAAUGAUUAACCUUUUUGUUUAAUCUCUUAAUUUUGAAGAUGGGAGUUCUUUCAAGUAUGCCUGGGUUCUGAGUGGAGAGAACAUGAUCGUUCCAUCUCAGAAGGUGAUGCAACAUUACAUUUCUUGUUUUGAAGAUGAUUAUCUGUUCUGCUGACCUCAGUUGCUUGUUUCAGAUGCACUGGUUCAAGGGAUGGAAGCUCAAAAGGAAAGGAGGCCACUCAAAUGGCCGUAUCCUGUUGGAGGUCCUCUAUUCCCUACUCCCAGUACGCAACGCGAGCAAGCCACUCCGCCUACCACUUCAGGAUGUCUACAAGAUUGGUGGUGUCGGCACCGUCCCUGUGUGUAAGAUGGAGACUGGUGUCUUGAAGCCCGGUAUGGUCCUGACCUUCUCCCCAGCAAAGUUGACUGCAGAGGUAAAGUCCAUCGAGAUGCAUCACCAGGGCCUUCAAACAGCCCUACCUCGCCACAACGUGGGCUUCAACAUAAAGAACGCAGCUGUGAAGAACUUGCGAAGAGGUCAUGUGGCAGGGAACGCACAGCAGGACCCACCUUCAGAUGUUAACAGUUUUAUUGCCAACAUAAUCAUGCUGAACCACCCUGCUAGAAUCAAGGUUGAUUACUCCCCUGUACUUGACUGCCACACAACCCACGUUUCCUGUCGCUUUGAGCUGCGAGAGAAGCUUGAUCUUCGCAUGGGGCAGAAACUAGAAGACUGGCCCCAAUACCUGAUGUCAGGAGAUGUCGCCACAGUCGAGCUUGUCCCCAACAAACCGUUCCGUGUGGAGAGCUUCCAUUAUCCGCCUUUUAGGUAAGGAAGUAUUUGAAGAGUCACACAAUUGCUGGGAGAAGCUGUGGAAUUGUAACUAUUUAAAUUUAAAAUAGUUUCUUCCAGGUCUAUUUGCGGCAAGAGAUUUAAAAUGGACUGCUGCUGUUGGAGUCAUUUAAAUCUGUGAAUAAGGUUGACCAAACAAAGCUGGCACAAAAAGCGAGUAUCAAAAUGAGAUUAUCUCUUUAUAAUUAUUUACCAGCAGUCUGGUAUGUGAACCAAGGAGGUUCUAUUUAAGUUGAUGUUUAUGUAGUUUUAUGGCGUAGACUUGUCAAAGCUGCUUUUUAACUGAGUUACUGCGUAAUGGGUUAAAUUGAUUGUGGGCCCAGUUUGAGAUUUGGUAUUGAUGUAAAUGAACCAUUAAGAGUGUGUUGCUGGGCUGCAAAUUUCAGAUGUCACAUUGUUUUUUUUUUUUUAAAUUAUUAUUAUUAUUAUUAUUAUUAUUUUUUUAUUC
This is a messenger RNA of Myxocyprinus asiaticus (Chinese sucker), 1858 nucleotides long. RefSeq names its product elongation factor 1-alpha-like. The transcript is spliced from 3 exons. Gene Ontology annotation, molecular function: GTP binding. The coding region runs from base 713 to 1390 and encodes 225 amino acids. The record is from RefSeq and is a predicted model, not a curated record. NCBI's taxonomy places the organism in Eukaryota, Metazoa, Chordata, Actinopteri, Cypriniformes, Catostomidae.